This is a messenger RNA of Dinoponera quadriceps, 2910 nucleotides long. Its product is annotated as G patch domain-containing protein 1. Lineage: Eukaryota; Metazoa; Arthropoda; Insecta; Hymenoptera; Formicidae. The transcript has 3 exons. Gene Ontology annotation, molecular function: RNA binding. The coding region runs from base 23 to 2503 and encodes 826 amino acids. The record is from RefSeq and is a predicted model, not a curated record. Gene Ontology annotation, cellular component: nucleus. Gene Ontology annotation, biological process: mRNA processing.
UGAAAUAUUGAGAAUUGGAACAAUGUCCGAUUCGUCAGAUGACAAUUACGUGACAUUCGGCGUGGCUCUUGAUCCCUUAGACGAAGAGAACAUUCCACGCAAGAAACCCGUUACGGUCGAGGAUCAAUAUGCCUGUGAUGCCCAAGGUAGACGCAGAUUUCACGGAGCCUUUACAGGUGGUUUCUCAGCUGGAUACUUCAACACCGUCGGUACUCGCGAUGGCUGGAGGCCACAGCAGUUCAAGUCUUCCAGGAGCAGCAAGGCGGGCAACAUCACUCAACGGCCGGAAGACUUUAUGGAUGAGGAAGAUACGGAUCUCUUUGGGAUAGCUCCAAAAGGAAUCCGAGCUACCAGUGAUUACGCCGAUCAUGGACAGAAAGGAAAGAAGAGGGAGAGGAUCAGCCAGGACAAUAGCGGGCCCAUCCCCGGCACUCCAGUCUUGAAGGAACUUCUUAAACCCGUCAAAGAAACAGUUGGGAUUGUCCUGCUGAAGAAGAUGGGCUGGAAGCCUGGUCAAGGUGUGGGCUCUAGGCUAACCAAGAGAGAGAAGCGCAGGAUGAAACAACGUAAUGAGAAGUUGGCGAAUCGUGAGGUAGUAACGGUGAGCAAUUCCGAGGAUUCUGACGACGAUUCCGUCACCUUCGCCCCCGACGAUUACGAGCCGUUCAGGUGCAAACCAAAGGACAAUUACUUCGGCAUCGGCUACUCGGGUCUGGACAGACGGAAAGUUCUCUCCAGCCACAUCAAUCUGUUCGAAACCCCGGCGUUUUGCGUUCAAGACAGGAACAAGAAGCUGUCGAUACACGGCCAGGCGUUCGGAGUCGGCGCGUUCGAGGCUGACGACGAGGACAUAUACGAACGAGAAGAUAUGUCGCGGUACGACUUCGCCUUGGGUCCUGAGCGCAAGACGAAGACGAGAUGGUCCCAGGACGACGGCCCGAGUGGCUCGCAAGCCGACGGUUUCGUCCGCGCGAAGGAGAGGCUCGAGUGCAAGAAGGUCUUCAAGCCACCGGAAUUGCCGAAAGACUUCGCACCGGUGCACGCCGUCAGGAUGAGCAGAUUCUACCCGCCGAUCGCGGCAAACGGCAAACGCAGGGAGCUGAACGCCGUGGAGAGAGCGCGGAUUCUCCAAGAGCCGGACGAUCGCUCGAAGAAGCCGUCAUCCGUCGCCUCGAGCAUUAUCUCGAAAACGUUGCAACAGACCGAGGAGGCCCGACAAACGAGCGGUUCGUGGUUGGACAAGUUGAAGGUCGAAAGCUUCGUGAAAGGCGGCGUCAUCGGAAAGGAUAACACGGGCAGCUUGAAGAAGCUGGAAGAUUUCGCGUCAUCGAGCACGGACGCGUCGGAUAAGAGGAAAUUGUUCCUGUUUGACCCGGACAAGCAGAGACGAUUCGAGCAAUAUCUCACCUUCCUGAAGAGCAAUGAGCCGAACAAGCUCGAGAGCAUUCAGCCGCUCUCCAUGACCGACUGGGAGAGAGAACAGGAACGCACGGAGUUCGAGCAAGCGGCCGAGCUCGAGCGGUCGAACGAGUUCGCCGAUCGCAAGGUGGAACCAGACGAUGAUAAGAAGCAAGCGGUCAAGAUGAAGAUGUUCGGCAAGCUCACCCGGGAACGGAGCGAAUGGAAGCCGGCGAGUGUCGUAUGCAAGAGAUUCAACAUCCCCGAGCCGAAAGUCGGCUGCGCCCAAGUCGCGACGAAGACGACAAAAUUCUCCGUUUUCGAUUCUCUGGACUGGUGCGACUCGUCUAAAUUCACGAAAGCCACGGAAGAGGUGAGCGAAGCCGGUAUCCCGUCUAAUGUCUAUCAACCUUCGGAAGUCGUUUCCGAGAAAUUCAAGAUCUUCGAGGCUUCCUACGAGAAAGUCUUCGGCAAAGGCGCUCUUCAGAGCGCUUCUUCAACUCUUCCCGUCCAACAGGAUGAAGCGGCUGAUAAAAGUUUCGAGGAGAAAAGUUCCGAAGUCGCCCGAUCGGAAGAGAAGAAGGACCUGUUCAAGGCGAUCUUUCUCAGUAGCAGCAGCGAGGAUUCCGACAGCGAGGUGGAGGAGAACGUCGUCGAGGUGGUCAAGUCGAUCCUGAUCGGGAAAGACCCGAAGGAGAUGAACUCGCAGCGGAACACGUCGCCGCCGCGAGGUAUCUUCGCGAAGCUGGAUCUCGACAGUCUGGUGGCGCAGCCGAAAGCAUGCGCCGCUAAGACCAGUUCGGACGAUCGUCAACUCGCGGAUUGCAGCGGCGCGACGGAAGCUGCGAUACAGCUGCCGGACAUGUACGGUCCGGUGUUACCGCAGAGGUUGUUGAAGCAAGAGGGCGGCGCGACGAACGAAGCCGAGGAUGACGCGAUGCCGGUGUUCCGCAGCGUCGUAGUGUCGAGAAGCACGAGCGACGACUCGAAGAAGCUCGUCGGCGAGUGGGUGGAGCGCGAUAAGGCGAAGAAAGAGAAGAAGAAGCACAGGCACCACAGAAGGCACAGGAAGAAGUCGAGGAAGGAGAAACGCUCGAGACGUUGAUACCUCGUCUAAUCUCGGUGAUUUAGAAACAAAUUUGCCAGUGUAACUGUAUAUACACGACCUUCUUUCUCGCAAACUGACUCCUUUAAGGACGUGAUGGAUGUAAUAAUUCUCUUUCGCUCCAAACGAUCAAGUAUUAGCUCUGGUCCUUUAAGAUGUAAGUAAAUCGUUCAGUCACGAUCGAUUAUUCUUCUAAUAAAUGAUGAAUGUGAUCGAUGCAGUUUUUCCUUCCUGCGCAUUUAUGCCAGCGAGUUGCUGCUGAUGUUAAAUGAACGAAAGAUUUGCGGAUAGUUGGUGAAAUAUUAUAUUUUUCCAAAAAUUGUCUGUAUUACAGCUCGCAUACGAUCGGCGCAGAUCCCAGCGGCGAGAACCAUCGCGUAGACUCACACCCGCGUAAAAAAAAAAAA